Messenger RNA from Oreochromis aureus, 2452 nucleotides. Its product is annotated as protein arginine N-methyltransferase 8-B-like. The record is from RefSeq and is a predicted model, not a curated record. Gene Ontology annotation, molecular function: protein-arginine N-methyltransferase activity. NCBI's taxonomy places the organism in Eukaryota, Metazoa, Chordata, Actinopteri, Cichliformes, Cichlidae. Gene Ontology annotation, biological process: peptidyl-arginine methylation. The transcript is spliced from 11 exons. Gene Ontology annotation, cellular component: plasma membrane. The coding region runs from base 69 to 1286 and encodes 405 amino acids.
UUAGCCUAAUUUGAUUUCAGAGCCCCCGAACACUUAAAAGAGUUGUAGCCUAAAUCUCGUCGGCUCUCAUGGGACUGAGGCAUUCGUCGCGUUGUUUGCUGCUACGGCGGAAGAUGGCGGAGGCGGACAGCUCAGAGAGGCAACAGCCUGUAAUGUCCCCCAUUUCUCAGUCUGCUCAGCCCUCCCCACUGCCUAAACCAGUGCCUACUACCCACCAUGUGCCCUGCGUCCCCCAUACGCCUCAUGUAGCAGCACUGGCCACCUGUCCUGGUCGAGGCAAGAUUGCCAAGUUCAUCAGCCCCGAGGAAAUGACAUCACGGGACUACUAUUUUGACUCUUAUGCUCACUUUGGCAUCCAUGAGGAGAUGCUGAAAGAUGAGGUGCGGACGCUGACCUACAGGAAUGCCAUGUACCACAACAAGCACGUGUUCAAAGAUAAAAUAGUCCUGGAUGUCGGUAGCGGCACUGGAAUCCUCUCGAUGUUUGCUGCCAACGCCGGUGCCAAACAUGUGUACGGGAUUGAAUGCUCAAGUAUAUCUGAAUAUUCAGAGAAGAUUAUCAAGUCGAAUCACCUGCACAACGUCAUUACCAUCUUCAAGGGCAAGGUGGAGGAGGUGGAGCUGCCUGUGGAGAAGGUGGACAUUAUAAUCUCAGAGUGGAUGGGCUACUGCCUUUUCUACGAGUCCAUGCUCAACACGGUCAUCUUUGCCAGGGACAAGUGGCUGAAACCUGGAGGCCUGAUGUUCCCUGACAGAGCAGCGCUCUACGUGGUAGCCAUUGAAGACAGGCAGUACAAGGACUUUAAGAUACAUUGGUGGGAAAACGUAUAUGGGUUCGACAUGAGCUGCAUUCGCAAUGUGGCCAUCAAAGAGCCUCUGGUAGAUGUGGUAGAUCCCAAGCAAGUGGUGACGAACGCCUGCCUUCUGAAGGAAGUGGACAUCUACACUGUGAAGCCAGAGGACCUGUCCUUCACCUCAGCCUUCUGUCUGCAGAUUCAGCGCAAUGAUUACGUCCAUGCUCUGGUCACCUAUUUCACCAUUGAGUUCACCAAAUGUCACAAGAAGACUGGUUUCUCCACUGCUCCAGAUGCUCCAAGCACACACUGGAAGCAGACUGUGUUUUAUUUAGAGGACUACCUAACUGUCAAGAAGGGAGAGGAGAUCUUUGGCAGUCUUGCUGUCAGGCCCAACGAGAAGAAUGUGCGUGACCUGGAGUUCACCCUUGAGCUAGAUUUUAAAGGACAGCUAUGCGAGGCCGCCAUUUCCCACGACUACAAAAUGCGUUAGGAACAACAGACCAAGCCGUGCCGCAGACCUAGCCUCAGCCCCUCUGGUCAGCGAGGGGGAGGGCACAGGCUCUCCAACAAGCAUUCCAGUUUGCCAGGGAGGGCAUCUGGACGCAUCUGAUUGGAUGCCAUCAAGCCAGCAUCUAGGUGAUGUCAUCACAAUAGGCACGUAUCUAUCAGCAAUAGUGCCAUCAUGUGUACCAACUUGACUGACCCGGGCACCUCAUUGAAUGUAUCAUCCUACUUGAUUUUUUUUUUUUGUCUGUUUCUGAGAAUUAUUUUGAUUGAUGUAUGAAAUGAAAAUCAUUUAUUUAUUAUUAUUAUUAUUAUUAUUACUACAAUGAAUGGAAAACGAUUAACUUGUGUGAUGUUAAGAGGAUUAUAGCACAGUCAUUAACUGUUUUACCUUUAGUAACAUUUAUUACAUAUUGUAUAAUUGUAUAGAGAGUACAGUAAUUCAUUGUUUUAUUUUAGCAAGUAUCUGCAUGUGAAUCCUUUUUCAUUUUUUAAUUUCAGAAAGAUGUGAAAUGGAAUUUAUUUCUUCAAUUACUGAGAACUUUGGUGCCAGAAUAAAAGAGAACAAUGCCUCAGAACAGUAACAAACAUGAUGCAAUUAUGCCAUGUACCACUUUGUUUAGAGAUCGGAUGAACAAAGAAUAUGAAAAAAAAAGAAUGUGAUGAAUAAAAUGUCAAAGAAUCAAAUCAUUUAUCCCGCUUUCAUUUCAAACUUGAAGCAAAGAUUCAGUUAUGAAAAGGCUACAGUAUACUUCUGAUUUUUCUCUUAGCUAAAAGGAUUUUAUUUAAUUACAAUAAGAAAUAUUGUAAAUACUACAAACAGACAAUUGUGAUUUAGCAUUUACAGGUAAUGGCACAACUUUUUGUUUUACUGUGGAGAAGCUCCUUUCCAUUAAAGUUUGACAGCAGUUUGGUUACAUAGACUAUAUGGACUUCUACCGUAUAUUGAUUUAAGCAUUUACUGCCUUCCUGGUUUUAAAGUCCAUUACUGUUUUCAGUUUUGUCUUCAAACAUUUUAAUCUCCACAGACCUAAAAAAUGAUCUACCUCUCAAUAAACUGAGUAUAGCAGUACAAAGUUUUUUCUUCCUAUGGUUUCAGGUUUUCUUUGUGUUAGCUGAGUCUUCACUUGCAGCAGGCUUUCUUCUUCACAG